CAUACACAUGACUUUGUGCGUAAGAGGAUGUCCCUGUGUCAGGCCCCGUUUUUCGCGUUUUGUUUUUAAUUAUUUAUUUCCGUAUAAACUGCAGUCUUGAUAUAAAAACACUGAUGAUCGAUCAUUUAGCUGUAGAUUGAAGGCUUUCUACAGAGGAUUAUAAUUAAGCUGACAUCUCGGUGUUUUUCCAGAGACAUGGCUCGACCACGGCCGCGGGAGUACAAGGCAGGGGAUCUGGUUUUCGCUAAGAUGAAGGGAUACCCGCACUGGCCAGCGAGGAUUGAUGAGCUUCCGGAAGGAGCUGUCAAACCACCUGCCAACAAGUACCCCAUCUUCUUCUUUGGGACUCAUGAGACUGCAUUCUUGGGUGCAAAAGAUCUUCUGCCUUACAAAGAGUAUAAAGACAAAUUUGGAAAGUCCAACAAGAGGAAAGGUUUCAACGAGGGUCUGUGGGAGAUUGAGAACAACCCUGGAGUCAAGUUCACAGGGUAUCAGUCCAUCCAGCAACAGAGUUCAACAGAGACGGAGGAGGGGGGAAAUGCCGCUGACGGCAGCAGCGAGGGGGAGGAGGGUGACUCUGUGGAAGAGGAAGAUAACAAGGACCAGAAGGAGGAUAAGACUGGAUCCAAACGGAAAAAAACAGCCGCCUCCAAGAAAUCCUCCAAACUGUUGCAAAUUUCAUCUGGAGAGGACGACCUGGAGAAGGGUGGGAAAGACAACAAUCCAAAGAGCGGUUCAGGAGGAGACCAUGACAACGACUUCAUCCAGAAUACCACUGACAGUAAGAACCAGCUGCUCAUAGAGGAACAUUAAAAGAGAAAAGUAUGACCGGGAAAUCUUUCUUCGUAGCUGUGAUGUUAGAGAGAUAAACCUACAACAUGAUUUCUCAUCUGCACCACCUGCUGGCUGCAACUGUCCCAUUGUUUGUGUGCUGGAUGUGUGUUUGGAAGAAGGAUGCAUUAUACAUUAUUGUGAUGAUAAGUAUACAGAUACCAGGGUAAGACUGGCCAUUUUCCAAAUGUUUUUUUUAUCACUUAAUGGUCGAUCCCGAUUUUAAAAAAAUCACAGUAAAACUUUUGUCACUUUCAAAGGUUUUCUGUUAGUUUUACAACCGCAGUUCCAAAAACAUCAGGACUCUGUAUACAAAAGCAAAGAUUUAUGAAUCCCAUCUAUCUUUUAUUUCCAGUAGAAGAUAAACAACAUCUCAGGUGAUGAAACUGAGACGUUUCACCAUGUGAUGGAAAAUAUG
This is a messenger RNA of Melanotaenia boesemani (Boeseman's rainbowfish), 1249 nucleotides long. It is a transcript of the gene hdgfl3, whose product is annotated as HDGF like 3. Bases 196 to 813 code for a protein of 205 amino acids. Lineage: Eukaryota; Metazoa; Chordata; Actinopteri; Atheriniformes; Melanotaeniidae. Gene Ontology annotation, molecular function: double-stranded DNA binding; transcription coregulator activity. Gene Ontology annotation, biological process: regulation of transcription by RNA polymerase II. The transcript is spliced from 6 exons. Gene Ontology annotation, cellular component: nucleus. The record is from RefSeq and is a predicted model, not a curated record.